Drosophila subobscura is the source of this 11936-nucleotide messenger RNA. RefSeq lists its product as uncharacterized. Lineage: Eukaryota; Metazoa; Arthropoda; Insecta; Diptera; Drosophilidae. Bases 282 to 10040 code for a protein of 3252 amino acids. The record is from RefSeq and is a predicted model, not a curated record. The transcript has 14 exons.
ACGGAACGCGGCAGAACGGAACGUUGGCUAGGCGCGCGCUCGCUCGUCGCUCAGUUGGCAACGCAAAAAGCAGUGGGGGCAGCGGCGGAGUAGGAGAAAGAGGAUUGGGUAGAGCCACGCGAAAUCCUAAAAAAUUGAAACAAACGGUGAAAAACGGAAGAGAGGAAGAAAGAAAUUAGUGCAAAAAAUCAAUCGAUGCGAAACGAAAGCUGGAAUAAAGCCAAUUAAAUUAUUAAUUGAAUUAAUACGAAAACGCGGAGGGGAAAAAACGCAGCUAAAAUAUGUUUGGCUGCAUUUAUCAGCUGUGGGAUUGGUUGGAGGCGCCACCGCUGUUCACGGCUGGCACCAUGGACGCCAAGAAGUUGCAGCAGCUGCAGGAGGCAGCCCUGCUGGCGCAGCAGCAGAAAAAGCUGCCGCUGGCGUAUCAAACGAAUCUCGUGGACUACCGCACGGCCACACACUCGCCGGCGGCACUGUACCACCAGGCGCUGUAUCAGCAAUCUCCCACGGCCACCAGCUCCAGCGGCGGUGGGCCGCUCUCACCGAUUGAGCUGCAGCCGCAGUCGAAGCACCACAAUCUGCUGAAGCACGCCGGCCACGGCGGCGGCACUUCGAGCAGCUCCCACAGCUCGCCCUAUCAUCAGUCAUACACGAGCAGCGGCGGCACGGGGGAGCAGAUCUACCAGUCGCCCACGGAGCGCACCUACCUGGCGGCAGCGGGUCGACUGCAGGCCAGCAAUGCGAUGGCCGGCCACAAUCCCAUAUCAGCGCUGCAGGCGCAAUACCAGCAGCUGCACCAGGCCAAGAUGCACGCCCAGUUGGCCACCCAAAAUGAGGCGGCGCAUCAGCAGCAGCGAACAUUUGCCAUGCGGCAGGCAAUUAAUCCGCCAACGGGCCACUAUCACAUGAGUCAGUCACCCAGCAUGGUGUCCAACAUGACAACAAUUACACAACAGCAGCAACAGCAACAGCAGCAGCAGCAACAGCAACAAUUGUUGCAACAGCAGCAGCGAGCGCCACCCUCCACGCUGAAUCUGCCGAAUCAAUAUCAGACGACGCAGGGACCGUUGAAGUUGCAGCAGCAGCAGCAACAGCAGCAGCAGCAGCCGCCCAUGCCGAAGCACUACCAGGAGCAGCUCUAUGCACAUCAGCAGCAGCAAUUGCAACAGCAACAGCAGCAGCAGCAGCAGCAGCUCCAACUGCAGCAACAGCAACAUCGCCAUAAAGCGGAUCUGCAAACCCCAGGCAGCGAGCAUGGCACCGUCUACAUCCAACAGAAUCAUCCAGGACAUGUCGUGAAUCAAGCGUGCCAGACGCAAAUCUCCACAGUGAAGCCCAAGGCAACGCCCAGCUCCGAGGAGUCCUCGUCCGCAUCCACCAAGAGUCCCACCCAUGCGCCACUCGAUCGCAAGAAGAGCGCCGGCUCCAUUCAGGCACUCAAGUCGCCCAUUACCAAGCGGCCACCCACCACGCCCGUCACGCUGUCUGGCUGGCUGCACAAGCAGGGCUCCGAUGGCCUGAAGGUGUGGCGCAAGCGUUGGUUUGUCCUCGCCGAGUACUGCAUGUACUACUACAAGGGCCCCGAGGAGGAGAAGCUGCUGGGCUCGGUGCUGCUGCCGUCGUAUCGGGUGUCUGCCUGCCUGCCGGAGGACAAGAUCUACCGCAAGUUUGCCUUCAAGUGCGAGCACCAGAAUAUGCGCACCUACUGGCUGGCGGCGGAGAGUGCCGAUGCCAUGAUGCAGUGGGUGAGGGCUCUGGCGGCGGCCAGUCUGAUGCAGGCGCCCAGCAGCGGGGAGUCCGAGCCGAGUGUGAGCUCCUCGCUGAAUCACAGUGGCGAGAACUCGGACUCGGGCAUACACACGCUGCAGUCGCAGCCCAGCAAGGGACAGCCAACGCCAUCGUCGGACAAUGCAGGCAGCACGGGAGGAGGAGGUGGCAGCGGUCAGCCGCUGUAUGCCAAUGCGCCGCCCAAGCCGCGACGCACCAAUGAUGGAGGGUACUCCUCCCCGUCGCCAGAGCACAACGAACAGCCGCAGCAGCAACAGUCGCAGUCGCAAUCUAGUCGCCGCUUGAUGUCGCCCACGCAGCAGCUUUACCAGCAGCAGCAGCAGCAAAGAUCUCAGCAGCAGCAGUCUCAGCCGCAGCAGCAUCAUGCCAUCUAUGACACGCGAACGGGCAACGUUUCAUCCGCCCUGCAGCUGCAGCAGGCACAGCAGCAGUACAAUCUGGAUCAUCUGGAGGCGCAGUUCCAGCAGCAGCAGCUGGACAUGGAGGAGCAGAUUGUGCGGCUGCAGCAGCAGCGUGCCGCCGAGGAGAUCUACGGCGAGCGGGAGAUGUACAUGGCAAAGCUGAUACAGCAGCGCUCCGCCAGCGGUGGUGGCUAUCCCACCCAGCAGCAGCUGCUCCAAGCCGAGCGCCGCACUCCGGAUGCUUACGGCAGAUCCAAGCAGCAGCGACUGUUUGCUGCGGCAGCUGCUGCCGCGGACUAUGAGGACAUCUACAACAUGUCGCAGCUGGGAGGAGUCGUGGCAGGAGCCGUGCCCAUGUCCGCACAGGAGGCGCUGCUGCAGGAGGCGGCCAGCUACCGGCGGCCACUCAGUCCGCCCAGCUACGAUGGCAGCAAGCAUUUGCCAGCCAUGCCCCAGCGAUACACGCCCAAUCACUUGGAGGCCCAUGCCGAUCAGCUAAUCAAUACCAUGGACUUGCGUGCCCGCUCCGCAGCGGCCAUUGUACGUCCCCAUUCCGCGGACUUUCUGGAGUACGAGGCGCGUGCCGAGGCCGCUGCAGCUGCGGCCGCCGCAGCGGUGGCCCAGAGCAAACACGAGAGCGGACGUGCGCCGCGACCCAAGUCCAGCUUGGACAUUAAUCGCACACCGGACAGCUUCUACUACUCGGAGGCCAGCUAUGCGGAGAAGAUGCGCAAGAGCGCGCUCUAUCUGCAGAGCGGAGGAGGAGGUGGAGCUGGAGCGGCACAGCCACAGCAGGCGGGCAGCUACCGCACCGCUGGCGGGGACUUUGGUUCCGGCGUGAACACCAUCGGCUACGAGAAUCCCUACGAGCGGGCAUACAAGCGGCAGGAACUGCUGGCCGAGGCACAGGCCCAGGGGGGCGUUGCCAGCAGCAUGCCACGCAUGAGUCGCUCGGCCAGCCAGGGUGCGGGCUGUGGCUCCGUGGCACGUUCCGCCUCUGCCCAGCAGCAGCACCAGCACCAGCUGCAGCAGCAACAUUCGGAGGAUCUGCCGCCACUCAAUGUGCAUCCGGGCUCCAUUUUCCCGCCCUCGAUGUCCACCCAGGAGAUCAUCUGCAAGAACGAGCAAUUCCUGCGCUCGGCCAGUGCCCGGCUGCCCAAGCGCAGCGGCGGCAUGGACGAUGACUACUCGGCGGGCAACUCGACCACCACAUCGCCCACCUCCGGCGCCGUGCCCUCGCCGCAGCAUGCCCAGGAUGGGGAGCGCAAGCGGGAGGAGUCCAUGAAGCGGCUGCUGGAGUGGAAGCAGCGCAUGCUGCAGUCGCCGCUCACCCGCAAGGGCGUGCAGCAGGGCGGCAGCAACAUGUCCGCCAUGUCCAAGCUGGGCAGCAAUCCAAACAUCUUGCUCUCCUCCACGGCGGUGGCCAGUGGCGCACGUUAUGCCCCGCAGUCGGGCAAGCCAACAAUCCAUGUGAGCGCGGCCACUCCAGUCGUUGCGGGCAUUCAACGUUCCCGCUCGGAGACGCAGGCGAAUGUGGGACCGGGCGGCGUAUACGCCAGCUACUCGUCGGAUGAUGAAGAUGGGACUGUGGAUGAUACAGGGUAUCAUGGUGGCGCGGCAGGAAGGUCUACAACAGAAACAGAAACAACAACAAUUAAUGAAAAAACAACAACAACAACAACGACAGGAAACACAACAACAACAGCAAGCAAUAAAGUAGCAUUAGAAACAAUAGAAAGACUUGGCAGUAGCAACAAUUUAAGCCGUUUAACACCAACACCAACACCAACAGCAGGAAAUACAACAACAACAACAACAGCAACAGUUACACCAACAACAACAACAUCAACAACAAGACCAACAAUCAAUGCAAAAUUCCAACUAAAACCGAUACUAAAAGUGCACGAGGCCAGCAGCAGGCCCAUUAUUCAGGUGCAGCCAAAACGGCCCGAGGAGAGGCCAAAACUGAAAUUGCAAUUGCCAGCGGCGGAUGUGGAUGGGGAUGGGAAUGGAGGGGAGCAGCCUGUGCCCAUUUUGCCAAAGAAAACAGCACCCAAGUCGCCGCAGAAUGCCAAUUAUGUGCCCGUAUACAACAAUAAGCUGGUCAGCAGCGGCAACUACGAAAACAUGGAAUUUGGCAAGCCAAAACAGCAGAGCUCAGGCCAGCAAGAGGCGGAGGCAAAGGCACAGGCACAGGCACAGUCCAGUAUGGCGAUUAAUGAUCCCGAGGAGACACCCAUGUUGAUGCAGCUAAAGCUGUUUAAGGAGCAGCAGCAAGAGGCAGCCACACAAAAGCAGGAGCAGCACAGGGAGCAGGAGCAGGAGCUGCAGCAGGACGAGAACGAUUUAACGCCAACGGCAGAAAGCAGGCCACCACUUGGACAGGCAAACGAUGAUGAUGAUGCAGCUGCAGCACGAUUGAGCGACUCAAUUCAGUCGGAUGAGGAUGCAGCAGAAGUGCCAGAGGAUGAUGCUGAGGAUGAGAGCACCGCCUGUGAGGAGUACACAGAUGAUGAUAUUGACGAGGCCUUGGCGCAGGACGAGGAGGAGGAGCAGUCCUACCCCGACCUACCCACUGAUAAGGAGCUGCAGCAGCUUUAUGUCAAUGAGCCCAUUACGCCCACGGAUCAGCAGUUCGACGAGAGCCACUACCUGCCCAUGACGCCCAAGAAGGUGGAACUGGGCCAGCCGGGCACCCUCAGCCUGGUGGCCACGCACGACAGCUACAUGGCGGAGGAGGAGAAUCACUAUGUGGAAAUGACCAAGGGCAUGCAGGACGAGGAUGGCAGAAACAACUACGAGAUCAUGUGCAUUGCCAGCUCCAGUUCGAGCAAAAUAAUCAAAGCGGAGCCCGUGUACAUGGAGCUGGCGGGGGUCAAGGCUGCAGCGGCCGCAGCUGCCGAGGAGGCGCACUGCUCCUCGGGUCGCUCCACGCUGAAGAAAGGCAAGAAAUGUGGCUCGGAGACGCUGAAGAAAAAGUCGAAGAAGCGGCAGGGCAAGGACAUGCCGGACAUACUCAAGCCAGCCAAGAGUGCGCUGGCUUUGGGCAGCGACAGCUCGGAUGCGGAUGAUGAGAGCAGCCGGCAGCAGCUGGAGGCCAAGAAGCUGCGCUCCCGCUCACGUUUCAGCCUGUCGGAUACGUUCAGACCGGCGUCCUACUACCUGGGCGCCUCCACGCCGCUGAACAACUACGCGGAGAGCUCGGACAGCGAGAUACUGCCACCACCGCCCAUACCAGACUCCCCGCCGCCCAUGGAGGAGCUCAAGACGGAGGAGAUCUUCUCCUCGGAGCACUACGACACGGUGAAGCGGCGGGACAGCAAGGUGAAUCUGUCCUACGAGCAGCUGCCCAAGCUGCAUGCCAGCAACACGUCCCUCAAUCUGUCCAAGGUGGAUCCCAGCACCACGCUCAAGUGCAGUCGCCUCUCGCUGCCCGAUCACUUUGCCAAGGCGCGGGCCCAGCACUUGGCCACCAAAGGCACUGCCACGCCCACUGUGCUGCUGAAGCAACAUCAUGCACGGACGCUGAGCGACUCGAACUACAGCUGCCAGACGGACAACAGCUCGUCGCGCACCUCCUCGGACCUGGAGCUGUACCGCAAGCGCGGUCAGCAGGCACGCUGUCCCAGCAACAACUCCCUGCCGCUGCGGUACGUCGGGGACAGCAGCGAGAACGAGUCCUCCGUGGAGUUUAGGCAGAGGUCCGACUCGGAGCUGGAUCGACAGCGCUCGCGGCGGCCACUCUCCCAGGAGUCCAUCAGCGAGAUUGAAUCGCUGAGCGAACAGUUCGAGGAGACGCUCAGCAGCCACGAGCUGGACACGUACUUGAGUCACCUGCAGGGCAGGGAUCUGCUGCCCUAUCAGCACACGAGUCAUGCCACGCCCACUAGCCACAGCCACAGCCACAGCCACAGCCACAGCCAUGCCACGCCCACCAGCCAGCUGCUGAACGAUGCAAAUGCGGCGGCUGGUGCGGAUAUUCUAACGAAUCUCAUCAAGCCACCAAAGACAUUCCGCAAUGCGGACGAUGGCGACGGGGAGCAGCACUUCUAUGGCAACAUUCACUUUCUCUCCUCCACGGACUCCAUACAGCAGUUGGGCGAGGGUGGAGCGGCGGUGGCAGCAACACAAGCGGCUUACAUGACGCCCCUCCACAGUCGGAACAACAGCAACAUCUCCACGCAGUCCGCGCCUUACUACUACUCGGAGCUGCCGGCCACGUUGCCGCUGAACAAUCAGCGGGAGAUACACGCCCAUGGCCAGAACAUUGCGCACAUACACAACCCCAUCGAUCGGCAUCAGUUCAAUGUGGAUGCACUGGUGGACAAGGAUCAGGCAAUUGACAGCAAGAACCUCUAUUGCGUGAAGGCGAACAACGAGAAGCUCAGCUACAGCAGCAACAAGAACCUGAAGGCGGGACAGGCGCAGCUGAAGCUGAACAACAGGCAGCUGCUUGAGUCGGAGGAGCAGCCAGAGAGCGGCAGUCCCAGUGGUAGUCAGAGCCAUCAACUAAACCCUGAACAUUCAUUUAUCACAACAACUACUAAAAACACAAAUCUCGCGCGUAAAACGAUUGGUGGUAGCCUCUUGGAUGAUGGCGUUAACAUUCCUGGUGUGGGAGCAGCAGCUGGAAGUGCGAGAACUCCCUGCAAUAAUGGCAAUCAACUCUCAGUUUUAGGUGGCGAACUGCUCUGGGAGGAGGACACACUCUGGCGCGAGAGUCUGCGCCGCGUCUCGCAGCGUCAUGCGCGCUCCUUGGAUGAUCUCGAUAGGAUCGCACCCACCGGUCCCAUGUGCAGCACGCCCAAGUCCAAGCUGAGUCGCGAGGUGACUUAUGUGAACGAUAGCCAGAAGCCACAGCAGAGGCAGCAGCAGCAGCAGCAGCAGCAACACUCCGCCAGCGAUGAGCAUGAUGUCUACGUGCAGCUGACGCAGGCCACGCAGGAGCACAACGAUUCGGAUGUGUACGAGGUGCUGCGCGAGGACACAGCCUCGAAUUUGUCACACAAAUCGAAUGAGCUGGAUCGCGAAACCAUACGACAGUGGGAUGCCAUGUCCAGCGGGCUAAUGAAAACCAGCCACAAUGUGGAGAGUGCAGCAGCAGCCACACCCAAGGCCAGUCUGCCGCUGACCAGCAGCGUGCGCUCCAUCAUACAGCAGCUGAAUGGCAGUGGCAGCGCCACAGACGAUGCCAAUGCCAAUCCCAUUGAGACCUCGAUUUCGGUGCGCAAUGUGAACAAUUUGCCCGUGGGCAAUCUGACGGUGAAGCCGGAGCCCAGCGAUGGCCAGCAGGAGUCCGCCUUUGCGCCGUACUAUGGCGAAACGAAAUACGCAAAGGCCACAGUGCUAACGGAUCGAGGACUCUAUGCUGGAGCGGGUCCAUCCUCAUCCACGCCGCAGCAGCAUCCGCAGCAGCAGCAAUUCCGGAUGCGACGUGCUGGCAGUCGAGCGGAAAUCGAUAUGCUGGAGCGUGAGACGAGCAGCCAGAUUAGGAAUCGCCUGCGUGGCGCCGAAGGUUUGACGCGUGCCGAGAGCAUCCAGCGGCUGGAUUACUUGAAGCAGCAUCUGCUGGACCUGGAGCGGCAGUACGAGAAGAGCAAGCCGCUGGUCAAUCUGGUGGACAAUAUGGUCAAGCUGGGCUCGCUCUAUCGCAACGAUGCCAAUGGGCGCGCCCAACCGGCGACGCUGGAUCGCCUGGAGUUCAAUCAGCGCAUGCAGGAGCGACAGAUGCUGCAGGAGGAGCAGAAGCAAUGGGAGCGACUCAGUCCCAAUCAAGCGGAGUUGCAGGCCAAAGUGCGCGAGCUUUACCAACUCGAUCAGCUGCUGCAGGAGGAGUCGGGCAUUUUGCAGAGCUUGCAGCGAGACAAGGAGGAUCUGGAGCGUGCGCUGGGCGGUCUGCGGGCGCGCAUACACGACAGCAAUGCCACGCCCAUGGCGCUGGAGGCGGCCAAGAAGCAGCAGCACAUCCUCGAGCGUGAGCUGUCGCGUGUCCAUCAGCUGCUGGCCGAGAACUCAAAGAAACUGGAGCAAACGGUGGCUGGCAAUGCGCGCCUCGAGCAGGAGCUGCUGCUGCUGCGCCAGAAGGUGCAGGCCACGCGUGCCAGCAGCAGCAACGGGCUGGCCAAUGGCUUGGAUGCCCAUGUGAAUGGCGGCGAUCAGACCGCGGUGGUGCUGCAGUCCGAGCUGGAGCGUGUGCAGUCGCUGGUGGGCGAUAUGCAGCGACAGCGCCAUGAACUCAGCUCCGCUGUGCGGCAACUAACGGAGAACUCGACGCGGUUGUACCAGGAAAUUGGCAACAAGGAAAUGACAGCCGUCAAUGGCAGCAGCAGCAGCGGUGGCGGCGGCUCCACCAAUGGCAGCCUCAAGAAGCGCAGCAAUUCGACCAGCUGGACGGAGACCGAUCUGGAUGCCAAUAUGCAGUGGAACGGCAGUCGCCAGAAUCUCAACGACUCCACCUUGAAUCUCUCCACGCCGCUCUACGUGGACACCAACAGCGCGGCCAAGCUGAGCGAUUACAAUCGCUACAACGGCAGCAGCAGCGAUGCCCUCGAAAUGAGCGGCGUGGACAGCGAUGGCUUUCUGGACAGCAAUCCCUUUGCCAAUCUGAGCAAUCUCGAGAAGCAGGAGAUCAAAACGGUGCGCAUUGUGAAGCGGGAGUCGGAGCGCAGGCAUCGCGACCGCAGCGAGCGUGGCCUGAGCAGCUCCAUACAGAAUCUGGAUCAAGUGCUGGAGGAGGAGCAGUACGCACAGCAGCAGCAGCAGCUGGCACAGCAGCAGCUGUAUGGCCAUGGCCUGGAGGAGCAGCUGACCAACGGCCAUCACAGCCGCUCCAAGUCGCUGCCAAGGAACUACAGCGAGCCACCAAAGCCGCGCAACAGUCGCCACAUGAAUGGGGGAGCGACGGGUAAGCAGAAUGGACACCACUACAAUGGCAGCUACGACUACGACAGGAACAGCAACUACGAGCAUCAGCCGCCGCCACCGCCAGCACCGUCAGCAGUGCCAGUGCCACAGAGCAAUGGACAUCAUCAUCAUCAGCAUCGAGAGCAGCAUCAGCGGGAUCAGCGGGAGCACCUGAAUCCCCUGGCCAAUGCGUACUUUGCCAAGCAGCUGCAGCAGCAGGCAAAUCCCUCGCGGGACAGCGCGCGUGUGGCGCUACGCACCAAGACCGACUCCUUGCAGAGCCUCAACAAGAGCUUGACAGACAUCAGUCCGGAGCCAGUGUUCCAGAGCGUGGCUGCGCGGCAGAUCAUCAAUGAAAUGUCCGCUGGUUCGGCAUCGGAGGACACCGAGAAGAUUGUGGAGAAGGUGCCGCCGCCGCACAAGCAUCGACGGGCAGUGCCACGCGAGAAGCGGCGCCACUACACGGCGCCCAACAAUGUCAACCAGAAGGCCAUGGAGAAGGUGCAGGCAGAGAAUGAUAUGAAUCGGAAUAACACAAACUGGCGUGCACGCGAUGAUCUGGACAUGGAGGUGGCCCUGCGGCCGCGCAUGAAUGCGCCCGAUGUGGUGCGUUCGGCACUGGGACAGGGCGAGAAGAUCUCUGAGAAUACCAUUGAUAACUUGCUGCUGGCGCCCAACAAAAUAGUCAUACCCGAGCGUUACAUACCAGAAACAACGCCCGAACUAUCGCCCGAGGAGAAGAAGCGUCGCCAGGAGAAGGUCGAGUCCAUUAAGAAAAUGCUGUCCGAGGCGCCACUAAGCAGCAAUGAAAACGAGAGCCUGCCGCCUAGCAAAAUCACAGCCGAAAAGAAGCAGCGCGAGCAUCUGCUGCAGCUCAAUCAGAUCUUGGCGCAGCAAGUGAUGCAAGUCAGCAAGAUUGUGGCCGGCAAUCCCACUAGUCACAACUAAUUAACCAGUAGCCAGUCAGUCAGUCGUGUUGUUUAUGUUCACAUUUUUGUGUUUUUAAAAUUGCAUUUAUUCAAGCAUUUAUUUUGUUCGAGACGCUACACACCACGUACCAUAUGUUGUUCACCCGGUUCGCGUUAUCAAAACACUCAAAACAGCAAACACACUCCGUACAUACUUACAUAUAUAAAUAUGCAAACAAAGAACGGUACACUUAAGUAACAACAACAACAACAGCAACAAGAACACACCACAGCCACAGCCACAAACGGUUGAGAUUUACAGCAUGCAAAACUCUCACUCCAAACGUAAACGCUCUCUCUGUCACUCAAUUCACAAACAACAAAAAUACUAAAAAAAUACAACAACAACAACAACAACCGACAACAAGAAUAAACAGCAACAAAGCAAUAGCAACAAGAACAAGUACAACAACAACAAAAAGAACAACUACAACAAGCACAAAGAACAACAGUUAAAAGAAAAAAUACGAAUUGAAUGCGUAAGUCAAGAGAAAGCCAUGUCAAAGGCGGCCAACCGAACGAGUCAGGGCAGCGACGAGGAGCGAGGAUCGGAUUCACCGACCGAUUCACUGCCGCUGUACCAGCAACGGGACAACUUCUACAGCUAAACGACUAACGAAGCGACAGCAACUAACUAACUAAACUCCGUUUAGCGAAUGGAAAUACUCGUAUAAUAAUCAAGCACAAUAUGCGCUGCAUUUAUCUUCAGAAUCAAACUAGGACAAAUUUGCUAACAAUUUUUAAAUGGAAAAUCGUAUCAAUUCUUAAUGUGACUGAGUUACGUAUAUACAUCAUCCUAUAUCGGGAAUAUAUAUCUGUUGAAGAGAGACUUUAUUAAAGGAAAAAACAAAUCGAACAAGUCAGUAGAUUCUGCGCGAAAAAUAAACGAAUUUUUGGGUGAGCGGCAGUAAGCGAUUGUUAAUGCAUAUUAUUAUGAUAUAUAGAUACAGAAACAGAUACAAGAUACAGAUACAAGAUACAGAUAUAUAUUAUAUAUACAACAUAUACAAUAUGUAAAUCAAAGAUUCAACAUAUCAAUGUAAGCGUGUUGCAAACGUCAUUCAAACGAUAUCAAUUAUAAAACACACAAUUAGCGGUCGUUUCUUGAACUGUAGGAAAAAAGGGUUUAUGUAAUUAUGUAUGCUACAAACAUACAUACAUAUGUACAUAUGUACAUUUAUGUAUGCAUCAGCGUUGAGGAGUCGAAUCAAACACGUUCCUGUGCAGGCUUACAAACUAGAGACAGAGAGAGAGAGAGAGAGUUGUGUGUUGGGCAGAUGGUCAAAACUUAUUCAUGGCAACUAAAAACAAUAACUUCAAAGACUUUUUGUAACGGACUUUUCAACGGGUAGCGCAUUUCUCUCAAAAAUCAAAAGAAAAACCAACCAAAACAGUAACAACAAUUGAACAAUUUUUGGAGCCAAUAUUAAUGCAUUUGAUAAAAUACAACUUUUUAAGAUCAGCAGGGCACAGAGCAUAGAGUCCCACACAUCAGAACUCAAACAGCAUCAUUCCCAUGGCGACAGAAAGAAAAACACAAAGAGAGAGUCACAGAGAGAGAGAGAGAGAGAGAGAGAGGAGUAACGGGUUUCCCCCUCCGCCAGCAGAACGCACAGCGCACUCAAAGCACACUUCAGACCUUUGCAAAAAUGUUAUUUUCCAAAACGUACCUACCUAUCGCAAUUACUUAUUAAUAAUGGGAAAUAAUAUUUACACAUGAAUAAAUGAAAGGCAACAACGCAAACGAAAUAUAAUUAAAUUGUAUUUAAACGAGAAAAAUGAAAAUGAAAUAUGAAAAAAGCAAAACGCUGAACUACGUACGACAUGCAUAUAUUAAUUUUAAAUGAAAGAUACAUAUUUAAACAGGCAUAAUGCU